This is a messenger RNA of Ooceraea biroi (clonal raider ant), 1802 nucleotides long. It is a transcript of the gene Karl, whose product is annotated as lipocalin/cytosolic fatty acid-binding protein Karl. Gene Ontology annotation, biological process: response to reactive oxygen species; lipid metabolic process. The record is from RefSeq and is a predicted model, not a curated record. Gene Ontology annotation, cellular component: cytoplasm. Lineage: Eukaryota; Metazoa; Arthropoda; Insecta; Hymenoptera; Formicidae.
GAUACUUCUCUUGAACGUAAUUGUGUUCUCGACGACAUAAAUCAACCUCAAAUUUACGCAUCCGCUCAUCUAAACAACAAAUCAGAUAACGAAGUCGUCGCGAAUCGUUGGGUGUCGAUGAUCGCAAAAUGAGCUCCGCUCGUGUCUGAGAAUUGUUCUCUCGAUAUUUGCAUCGCAAUUGUAAAAAGACCACCUCGCCUCGGCUAUCAUUUCGGCAGGAAUGCAGGUUGACGCCUCAGGAACGCGGCGUAAACCUGACAAUCUCGAACCCGGCCGUCGUAAUUCGGCCGUGAAGGAGUCGUACGAAGCGCGCGAGAUUCCUGCGGAUCGUCGCGUUUCUCGGGGCCAGGCCCCUCCUGAUUCUCCUCGGAGAACGGGGCACAUGGCGUGGCAUAGUAUGGACGGGUAACAGGACAAUCCGGAUGGGACGUGCGGGGCCCCCCUCAGCUAUAAACGAGCAUCACGCCUACGACGAGGGACUCGAGCCGUGACGGCGCCCGCUCAUGAGGAUCCUACGCGCCGCGGAACAAGUUGCCGAUUGAAAACGAAAGAACAGCAAGAAUGCAAAGGGAGGAACGUGAUAGCGGCGACCACCCCCUCUUCGUCCGUGUGUGAUAGUGGUGGUGCACGAUAGUAGUAGUAGUAGUAGUAAUCGUCAUGAGUCGCGCGUCCGUUCCUCUCGCGCACUCCGUACGUACGUACGUGGCCUUUAGUCUCCGAGCUAAGCCCCGACCGUGAGGAGAGUGUCGUGCGGAUCUAAGCGCCGGUCAGCUCGAUACCGCCUCGUGUACGCCUCGCGUAAAUUUCGAGCGGAAUCUGAAUGCACGGCGAGGAUGCGCGCCGAGACGGGACGGCGCGCGGGUCUCCGCUGGCUAACAAUAGCAGCAACGGCGUUGCUGGUCGGUCUCAUCCUCGUGGGCGAAACCGGCGCCACUUGGAAGAGACGGGAGGACAAGACCAAGUGUCCGAAAGUGAAGGGCAUACGCAACUUUGACAUAUCCGAGUUUCUCGGAUCGUGGUACAUAGUGCAGUACUAUGCGAGCUCGGAGGAGGCCCUCGCGUACCGGUGCAUGCGGGCCGAGCUCUCCGUCUCGCCCGAGAACGCCGAGGUUACCAUGAAUUUCACUUACAGCUUCACCGACGACCCCAUCAACGAACUGCUAGUUGGUAACAUCACGUGGAAGAUUCCGUCGUCGGACCUACCUGCUCACUGGGUGCACGCCGAGUUCCCAUAUGAGGGAGUGUACAACACGUACGUGUUGGACUCGGAUUAUAAGUCCUGGGCGUUGCUAAUGCACUGCGCUGAAAAGAGCAAGAGUCCACGGUAUUUAUCUAGCUUCAUCAUGAGCCGCGAAGCGAGCCUUGGGGCGAACGUCAUUUCUUAUCUGCGCGAGAAGCUGCCUAGGUACGUUUGUCUUGUCUCGAUAUCGCCGCGAUUACAAGGGAGUUGUGGCUUUGGAAUUUUAUUCGUUCAACUCACGCAGAACAACGAUAAAUUGUACUGCAAGACAUCGAUUGCUGAUACAAGACGCCAUCCAUAUCUCUCUGUGACUAUAAUUUAAAUCAUUGUUUCUGAAAGUUUUUAAUUUUUACCAAAAUUGUCAUUUUAUUUACGUUGCAUCCGUCAAAAAGAAUCAAGUCUAUCGUCUCCUUCAAAUAUUAAUCAAAUUUUCACUAAAAGAAAAUUUUUAGUCGAUAAUUAUUCUGUUCAAGAGUUAGUUAUAAAUUGGACUAAUGUAUACCCUUGUGUUACUUUUAAUACAUGAAAUCAUCAAAAAUAAAUUUUAUGUUUCUGUUUUAAU